Messenger RNA from Cricetulus griseus (Chinese hamster), 2563 nucleotides. The record is from RefSeq and is a predicted model, not a curated record. Lineage: Eukaryota; Metazoa; Chordata; Mammalia; Rodentia; Cricetidae.
AUGCGUGUGCGCUCCCAGCCGGCCUUGAGGACCUCUGAGCGGGCUUUCCCCCCAGCUUUCCUCACUGUUUUCCCCCCAGCUUCCCCGCAUCCCGCAAUGCAAUCGUUUGCCUCCGCUCGGCCACCGUCCGUCAGCGUUCCGCAAAUUUUGUCCGCCGGCCGCCGCCGUUUUGGAUUACUCACCGAUCCGAGUAGUGAGGGAGAGGCGUCUGUUUGGCGGAAGCCGGCUGGUGCGGCCGGGACCAUGGAGUCGCCGUUUAGCCCGGGGUUUCCUCACGGGCCGGAGGAAGACUGGGAGUCUACGUUGUUUGCUGAGCUUGGCUAUUUCACAGAUAAUGAUGAGGUACAGUUCGAUGCAGCAAAUGAAACUUACGAAAAUAAUUUUGAUCAUCUUAACUUUGAUUUGGAUUUGAUGCCUUGGGAGUCAGACAUUUGGAGCUCCAGCAGCCACUUCUGCUCAGUUAAAGAUAUUAAGGCAGAGCCCCAGCCUCUCUCUCCAGCUUCCUCAAGUUGUUCAGUCUCAUCUCCUCGCUCCGUAGACUCUUGUUCUUCAACUCAGCAUGUUCCUGAGGAGUUGGAUUUGUCUUCCAGCUCCCAGUCUCCUCUUUCCUUAUAUGGUGAAAGCUGUAAUAGCCCAUCCUCAGUGGAGCCACUGAAGGAAGACAAGCCUGUCAUUGGUCCUGGGAACAAAACUGAACAUGGACUGACUCCAAAGAAAAAAAAUCAGAUGAGUUCAAAACCUUCAGUUCAGCCCAAGCCUUUAUUACUUCCAGCAGCUCCCAAGACUCAAACAAAUGCUGGUGUUCCAGCAAAAACCAUCAUUAUUCAGACACUACCAGCCCUUAUGCCACUGGCAAAGCAGCAAUCAUCGAUUAUCAGUAUACAGCCUGCACCCACCAAAGGUCAGACUGUUCUGCUCUCUCAGCCUGCUGUGGUUCAACUUCAGGCCCCUGGGGUGCUGCCUUCUGCUCAACCAGUUCUUGCUGUCGCUGGAGGAGCCACACAGCUACCUAACCAUGUGGUCAAUGUGGUGCCAGCCCCUGUGGUGAAUAGUCCAGUGAAUGGCAAACUUUCCAUGACUAAACCUGUCCUACAAAGCACCACAAGAAGUGUGGGUUCUGAUAUUGCUGUGCUAAGGAGACAGCAGCGGAUGAUAAAAAAUCGUGAGUCUGCUUGUCAGUCACGCAAGAAGAAGAAGGAGUAUAUGCUGGGACUGGAGGCCAGGUUGAAGGCUGCGCUCUCAGAGAACGAGCAACUGAAGAAGGAGAACGGGUCCCUGAAGCGACAGCUGGACGAGGUGGUGUCAGAGAACCAGAGGCUUAAAGUCCCGAGUCCAAAGCGAAGAGCUGUCUGUGUGAUGAUUGUGUUGGCAUUUAUAAUGCUGAACUAUGGGCCCAUGAGCAUGCUGGAACAGGAUUCCAGGAGAGUGAAGCCCAGUGUGAACCCUGCAAAUCAAAGGAGGCAUCUUUUAGAAUUUUCCGCUAAAGAAGUUGAAGACACAUCAGAUGAUAUCAACCAGAAAAACAGCUACAGAUAUGAUCAUUCUGUUUCAAAUGACAAAGCCUUAAUGGUGCUAACUGAAGAACCACUACUUUAUAUUCCUCCACCUCCAUGUCAGCCCCUGAUUAAUACAACAGAAUCUCUCAGGUUGAACCAUGAACUUCGAGGCUGGGUUCAUAGACAUGAAGUGGAAAGGACCAAAUCAAGAAGAAUGAUAAAUAACCAACAGAAAACACGCAUUCUUCAGGGUGCUCUGGAGCAGGGCUCAAAUUCUCAGCUGAUGGCUGUCCAGUACACAGAGACUACUAGCAUCAGUAGGAAUUCUGGGAAUGAGCUGCAAGUGUAUUAUGCUUCACCAGGAAGUUACCAAGGGUUCUUCGAAGCCAUCCGCAGGCGGGGAGACACGUUUUACGUUGUAUCAUUUCGAAGGGAUCACCUGCUGUUGCCAGCUACUACCCAUAACAAGACCACAAGACCAAAAAUGUCAAUUGUCUUACCAGCAAUAAACAUAAAUGAUAACGUCAUCAACGGGCAGGACUAUGAAGUAAUGAUGCAGAUUGAUUGUCAGGUGAUGGACACCAGGAUCCUCCACAUCAAAAGCUCCUCUGUCCCUCCUUAUCUCCGAGAUCAUCAGAGGAACCAAACCAACACCUUCUUUGGUUCCCCUCCAACAGCCACAGAGACAACUCAUGUUGUCAGCACCAUUCCUGAGUCCUUACAGUAGUGCCCGAGCCUGGCCAACCUGAAGAGCUGGUGAGCAGUGCUGCUCUCUGCCUCCUUGGCAAGUGGAGAACUGCCUCGUACUGGACUCAGGGAAAGAGAGAGAACAAGAAGCCACUCUGAUUUUCACCGCCUACUCGCCUGUGUAGAACGUGCUAGAGAGCAGUCCUCUCGUGGCAGAGCCACCGUAUCACAGUGUUGCCUGCCGUUGGUUAUUCUGAUGUAUCUUUCUUCAUUGCUUUCCUAUUGGAUAUGUUUUGUUCUUAGUCAUCUUCCUCCAGAUAUUUUGUCCACCUCACUUCCUGGCACAGUAAAGUGAUUUUUAUUUAAAGCUUUAGAACACA